Drosophila subpulchrella is the source of this 1202-nucleotide messenger RNA. RefSeq lists its product as uncharacterized. NCBI's taxonomy places the organism in Eukaryota, Metazoa, Arthropoda, Insecta, Diptera, Drosophilidae. The transcript has 2 exons. The coding region runs from base 192 to 935 and encodes 247 amino acids. The record is from RefSeq and is a predicted model, not a curated record.
UUUGAUUUUAGUUCUUCAAUGAUUCCUAAAACCUUAAUUAAUCCCAAGCUUGGCUGAUCUAGUACCUACUAUCAGAUCGCUGUAAAAUAUUUAAUUUAACAAAUAUUUUUGCAGGUUUCGCAAACGUAACGAAAGGAAGCAUAAGGAGAUUCACAUAUUAUAAUAUUUUCGGAAGAAGUCCCUAAGCUCAAAUGGAAGGCCCAAAGACACCAGACAGUGAAAAUCCCAUGGACAUCCCCAAAGUACAAGUAGAAAUCGAUAUACCAGAAAUGGUUCAGCUAUUGCCGACAUUUGAUGGCGAUCAGUAUGCACUGUCGGAUUUUAUUGGAAGCGUAGAAGAUAUGGUGCUGGACAUUGUUAAAAACGUCUAUAAGGCUGAGUGUCCAGUUUUUAUAAUGAGAGCUAUUCGACGGAAGAUCAUAGGAGAAGCCAAUAACGUGCUAAUUAGGGAACGAACAAAGUUGAAUUGGAACGAGAUCAAGGAAACAUUGAUAGACAAUUUCGCAGACCCCAGAAAUAUGGACAAUCUGAUGGACGACCUACGAGAAAUUCCUUACUUUGGGCUCUCAAUCAACCAUUUAUAUGUGGAGAUAUCAAAAAUAAGAUGUGCCUGUUUCGAUAUUUUGGAACGAAAUGUUGAUGAUCUAAAAAUGAGAAAUAAUCAGGAACUUGUGUAUGAGAAAAGGUUUGUGGAUGUAUUUGUAGCGGGUCUGCGGGGACCUCUUCAGCUUUUGGUCGUGCGCAAGAACCCGAAGACUCUCAGGGAGGCCAAGAAAUAUGCAAUGCAGUUAACAGAUGAUUUUCAUAGGGAAAGAAACGGUCAGGUAAAUUACAACAACAGGAAAAACUACCCAAACAAGAACAUUAUGUUCUAUAAUCAAAACCCUAGAUAUCAGAAUGGUAGAAAUAUGUACAGGGGACCAAAUCAAACGUAAUAUGAUAAAACAAAAAGAAAUGUGUUUUCAAAAUGUUAAGCAACAAAAGUAAAUAAAAUAUUUUUCACUCUAGCGCGUCACAUCUACAUAUAUACACAUUAAAAAUAAAUAAAUAUUUUUAUAAAUAGGUCUUAUGGCUACUAGGCCUUAUUUUGGAACCACCAAUUCGGUCUUCUUAAUUUAAAUUAAAUUUGAAAAUUCGCCUUUUAUAUUUACAACAGUUAUUAGUUAAGUUUACUUCUAAAAAUAAAAUACAUGUAUAUUUUA